AUGGCGUCGAAAGAUCAAACCAGAUCCAGCGGCAAAAAACACAGUGAGUUAACUUCGAUUUACAUUGUGCUAGUUUAUGCUGCUUUUGGCGUUCUAAUUUUAACAAUAAAUUUGCAGUUUCUACAAGUGUGGAAGGGGAAGGGUCAUCUUCUCCAAAACGCCAAAAACCCAACGAGUAACGAAAGAAGACAACAAGAGGACAUGCUUGCCUUGGUGAACGAUGCUUGCAAUAGAAAAAAAUGGGACCGAAAAGAAGGAUACCCAAUUGAGUGGGUUACAACAGAUACUCUUGACUUGUUUGAGAGUGCAAUUGAAAAACUCCUUGUUGGCAAUGAAGUAAAAAGGAAAACAGUUAAAAAGGCUAAGGAAGGCAAACCCAAAAAAAACAAGAAAAAUGCAGAUGAUGUUGACAACGUUGAUGACCAUGUUGAUAACGACGAUGAUGAGUUUUAUGAUGAUGAUAGUUUUGAUCAUGAUGAUCAUUAUGAUUAUGUUGGGCUCCACCUUGUUGUGCAAAACGCCAUGCACAUCAAUGAUGAGAAUGAGAAUGAGAAUGAAGAUAAUGAGGAUGAAGAGGCUUCGCUUCAAAGGAUGGUGAAUGAGGAUAGAGAAAGCCGGGAAAUGAUGUUUGAAGUUUCUGUAUCAGGGAACCAUGCUCUUGUCAGAGGAGUAAAACAAUAUGACAAUAUUUUUGCUGAUGAAGAAGAACAAAACAAUGAAACUAAAGAGGAAAUGGCUGAUAAAUUGGAUGGGGCACACAAAGAAUUAGAAGACUGUUACAAUAAACUGAGCACAUUGUUAAAGCAGUCAAAGACUGAAUAUCUAAACAGCCUCCUGGUACACAUUAAAUACUCACAAUGUCUGACAUUGUUGGAGAACAUCUCAAAAUUAGUUGAUGAAAACGCCAAGGAAGUGCCAGCUGAAAGAGAACAAGGAAAAUAUGAAACCGAGGUUGUACUAGGAGGUGAAAAUGAAGAAAAAGGGGAGAAGGAGAUGACUGGAAUAGAAAAUGCCAUUGAAGUGCAAACAGUUGAUGAAAACGCCAAAGAAGUUGAAAAUCAACGAGAAGGAGAAGGAGGAGGUGAAAAUGAAGAAGAAUGGGAGAAGGAGAUGGUUGGAAUAGAAAACGCCAUUGAAGUGGAAACAGUUGAUGAAAACGCCAUUGAAGUGGAAAGAGUUUAUGACAACGCCAUUGAAGUUGAAAAUGAAGGAAAAAAGAGAAGGAGAAGGAAAAAGGGAAGGAGAAGGAAAAGGAGAAGAGGAAGGCGAGGUGGAAGGGGAUGGAGAAGGAAAAGGAGAAGGGGAUACGAGAGUAGAAAAAGAAAGGGAUAUGGCCGGAGAACAAAACACCGAACCCUCAACUGCUACAACAGGCCCAAUAUAUGA
Helianthus annuus (common sunflower) is the source of this 1386-nucleotide messenger RNA. Its product is annotated as DNA ligase 1-like. NCBI's taxonomy places the organism in Eukaryota, Viridiplantae, Streptophyta, Magnoliopsida, Asterales, Asteraceae. The record is from RefSeq and is a predicted model, not a curated record. The transcript has 4 exons. The coding region runs from base 1 to 1386 and encodes 461 amino acids.